This is a messenger RNA of Cyprinus carpio (common carp), 3318 nucleotides long. Its product is annotated as ubiquitin-like modifier-activating enzyme 6. The record is from RefSeq and is a predicted model, not a curated record. NCBI's taxonomy places the organism in Eukaryota, Metazoa, Chordata, Actinopteri, Cypriniformes, Cyprinidae. Gene Ontology annotation, molecular function: SUMO activating enzyme activity. Gene Ontology annotation, biological process: protein sumoylation. Gene Ontology annotation, cellular component: cytoplasm; SUMO activating enzyme complex.
CAUUUUGCGGAGUGAUCCGUUCCACGAGGUGGCGGUCGGUAGUUUUCUAUCACGAGACCGCACUGCUCACGCGCAGUGGAAGAAGUGUGCUGCUCUCGUUCCUCGCGCACAUUGACAGAAUCUUACAGAGGAACGGCUGAACACCCCCUCUCCCCCUCCCACUAUGGCUGACUCCAUGGAUAUAGAUGACUCUCUUUACAGUCGGCAGCGGUAUGUGCUGGGGGACAGUGCUAUGCAGCAGAUGGCCCAGUCCGCUGUGUUUCUAAGUGGAAUGGGAGCUCUUGGAGUGGAAAUAGCAAAAAACAUUGUUCUGGCAGGAGUGAAGGCCGUCACUCUUCAUGACUGUAAGCGAUGUGAAGUUUGGGAUCUUGGCACCAACUUCUUCAUCAGAGAGGAGGAUGUGCAUAGCCAGAAGAAAAGGGUGGAGGCUUUCCAUUCUCGAGUGGCUGAGUUAAACCCAUAUGUUCAGGUCAGUGUGUCCACUGAUGUCCUGGAUGAUAGCACUGACCUCAGCUUCCUAAAGAGAUAUCAGUGUGUAGUGUUAACAGAAACAAAGCUGAGUUUACAGAAACGAAUCAACCAUUUCUGCCACUCUCAACAGCCUCCUAUUAAGUUCAUUGGCUGUGAUGUGUUUGGGAUCUGCUCGCGAGUAUUCUGUGAUUUUGGGGAGGCGUUUGAGGUGUCAGACCCUACAGGAGAAGAACCAAAAGAGCUCUUCAUCCAAAAUAUCAGCCAGGGGAAUCCUGGUGUAGUGAUGUGUAUGGACAGCCGAACACAUGGCCUCCAGACCGGGCAGAGUGUGUGUUUUAAAGAGAUCAAUGGCAUGAUUGAACUCAAUGGUACCACUCACCAAGUUACAGUUCUGUCUCCAUACAGCUUUGCAAUUGGUGAUACCUCAUCAUUCCAGGCAUUUGCUCAUGGAGGAAUUUUCCGCCUGGUCAAAACCCCCAAAACCUUCAACUUUGAGAUGAUGGAGCAGCAGUUAUGUGACCCUCGACUCCUUACUCCAGAUUUUAGUAAACCAGAGGUCCCUCUGCAGCUCCAUACAAUCAUGCUAGCUUUGGAUGCAUUCCAGGAACAGCAUGCUAGACUCCCCAGCAUUGGUUGUUUGCAGGAUGCUGAGCUGCUCCUGAAGUUCACAGAGGAGAUCAGCAGAACACUUAAAAACACAGUAUGCAUAAAUCAGGAGCUGGUGAGGUGCGUGUCGCGCUGUGCGAGGGGAUGUCUCCCUCCUCUAGCCGCAGCGGUGGGUGGUAUCGCUAGUCAGGAGGUUUUAAAGGCUCUCACUGGAAAGUUUUCCCCUCUUCAGCAGUGGUUUUAUCUCGAUGCGAUAGAGGUGGUUCAGCCCCUCCAAUAUCUUCCUGCUGAAGAAUUUGCCCCAAGGGGUGACCGGUACGAUGCAUUGAGGGCUUGCAUAGGAGAGUCGAUUUGUUUGAAACUGCACAAGUUUCGAGUUUUUAUGGUGGGCUGUGGUGCUAUUGGCUGUGAGAUGCUGAAGAAUUUGGCACUUCUGGGUGUCGGAUUGAGCAGACAUUCGGGAGAGAUAUGCAUUACUGAUCCAGAUUUGAUUGAGAAAUCCAACCUCAAUAGGCAGUUUCUUUUCAGACCUCAGCAUAUACAGAGGCCAAAGAGCACUACAGCAGCAGCAGCUACAUUAGAAAUAAAACCCGAGAUGCAAAUAGACGCUCAUCUGAAUAAAGUGUGUCCUGCUACAGAGGAUAUUUAUAGUGAUGCUUUCUUCUCACAUCUCAACCUGGUGGUCACUGCACUGGACAACGUGGAGGCACGGAGAUAUGUGGAUAGUCGGAGUGUAUCCAAUCAGAAAGCUCUGUUAGACUCUGGUACCAUGGGUACGAAAGGACACACUGAGAUCAUCGUCCCAUACCUCACUGAGUCCUACAACAGCCAUAGAGACCCACCGGAGGAGGAGAUUCCGUUUUGCACUCUAAAAUCUUUUCCUGCUGUUAUUGAACACACCAUACAGUGGGCCAGAGACAAGUUUUGGGGUGCUUUCUCUCACAAACCCUCCAUGUACAACAUGUUCUGGCAGAGUCAUUCAUCAGCUCAGGAUGUGUUACAGAGGAUGAUGGCCGGGGAGAGUAUGGAAGGAUCGUUUCAGGUCAUUAAGUUGCUGAGUCGGAGACCCACUCAUUUGGAUCACUGUCUAGCUCUCGCCCGACUCAAGUUUGACAAGUACUUCAAAAGAAAGGCAUUACAACUACUGCACUCAUUUCCACUGGACACACGGCUAAAAGACGGCAGCCUGUUCUGGCAGUCUCCCAAACGGCCGCCUUCUCCAUAGAGUUUUGACCUCAACGACCCACUGCAUUUCAGUUUUGUUGUCAGCGCAGCUCGCCUAUUUGCUGACAUUUAUAAUAUUCCAUAUUCAGAAGAGAAACUUACCUACAAGGCUGUUUCAAGUGUUUUAGCUAAAUUAUUUCCUGAAUACAGACCAGCUGAAAAGCAUAUAGAGACUGAUGAGACUGUUAAGAAGCCUGAUCAGUUGAAAAUGACAGUGAGCAGUGAAGAGGAGAGAGAAGCAAUCUCACAGCUACAGGAGGCCAUCAGCUCUAACUCUGUAACACCAGAGAGGCUACGCAUGACUCCACUUUUCUUUGAAAAGGAUGAUGACACAAAUGGACACAUGGAUUUCGUAGCAUCAGCGUCAGCUCUGCGAGCUCAAAUGUACGCCAUUGAGGCCGCAGACAGACUACAAACCAAACGAAUUGCGGGUAAAAUCAUCCCUGCUAUCGCCACUUCUACAGCUGCUGUUGCAGGACUGGUGUCAAUGGAGUUGAUUAAAGUGGCUGGUGGUUAUGGAUUUGAGUUAUAAAACUGUUUCUUCAACCUGGCCAUUCCAGUCAUGGUGCUCACAGAAACAGCUCAGGUCAAGAGAACCCAGAUCAGAGAUGACAUCUCCUUUUCUAUCUGGGCCGACCGUUGGACUAUCUUUGGUCACGAGGACUUUACCUUGUCUGAUUUCAUGAGCGCAGUAAAGGAGGAGUAUGGAAUUGAGCCCACCAUGGUUGUUCACGGAGUGAAAAUGCUGUAUGUUCCGGUUAUGCCAGGCCAUAACAAGAGACUCAAGCUGACAAUGCAUAAACUGAUUAAACCCUCAGCAGGCAGGAAGUAUGUUGAUCUUACCGUAUCAUUUGCCCCCGAGGUGGAUGGCGACGAAGACCUGCCCGGUCCCCCAGUGCGCUAUUACUUCAGUCGAGAAAGCAAGAGCGGCGAGAAGGCCUGACACACACACACACUCUCUCUCUCUCUCUCUCUCUCUCUCUCUCUCUCUCUCUCUCUCUCUCUCUCUCUCUCUCU